GAUCCCACUUCACUUCCCACGGGCAGAAAGGGACGCAACUCGACUGCGAGGGACAGACAAGGGGAGGCGCAGGGCAGGGCAAACCAUGGUGGCGUCGGCCAAGGGACGGCUCGUGUCCGUGCUCGCGGUGGCGGCGGCGCUCGCGGCCGUGCUCCUCUACCGCGCCCCCUUCUCCAAGAGCUUGGGCGGCGAAGGGUGCAGCCUCCUCCCGCACGACCACUUCUGGGUCGCCAGCGACCGCGUCGUCACGCUCGGCCGCGUCGGCCCCGCCGCAGUGGAGGUCAAAGGAGGGCUCAUCAACGCCAUCGCGGUCGGGGACUACCGGAGCUUCGUGCUCCGCCGUCCUCUCCUGGACUACGGGGACGCCGUCAUCAUGCCCGGCCUCAUCGACGUGCAUGCCCAUCUCGACGAGCCUGGACGUGCCGAGUGGGAGGGCUUCUCUACUGGUACAAGAGCAGCUGCGGCAGGCGGGAUAACGACGUUGGUGGAUAUGCCACUCAACAGCUUCCCGUCGACAGUCUCUGAAGAAACUCUCAAACUGAAGCUGGAAGCAGCUCAAGAUAAGCUAUAUGUUGAUGUUGGGUUCUGGGGAGGACUUGUGCCAGAGAACGCCUUCAACCCAAGUGCUUUGGAGGGCCUCCUAAAUGCAGGCGUUUUAGGACUCAAGUCUUUUAUGUGCCCCUCAGGCAUCAACGACUUCCCCAUGACAAAUUCAACUCAUAUUGAGGAAGGAUUGGUUACACUGGCAAAAUACAAGAGACCUUUACUUAUCCAUGCAGAACGUAUACCUGAGGCUGAGGAUGAUGAUAUGCGAGAGGAUGAACUAGAUCCUCGAUCCUAUAUGACGUAUCUAAAGUCUAGACCACCAUCAUGGGAGGAAUCAGCUAUCAGAGAUCUACACCGUGCAAUGAAGGAUACGGAGUCGGGGGGUCGGUCCGAAGGAGCUCAUAUUCACAUUGUUCAUCUAUCAGAUGCAAAAACUUCCUUGGAACUUAUGAAGGAUGCUAAACGCAGUGGUGCAAGUUUAUCAAUAGAAACAUGCCCUCAUUACCUGGCAUUUUCAUCUGAAGAAGUUCCAGAUGGCGAUACUCGCUUUAAAUGUUCUCCUCCCAUACGUGAUGACACAAACAGAGAAAAUCUUUGGAAAGCUCUACUUGAUGGACACAUAGACAUGCUAAGUUCAGACCACUCACCAUCAACUCCUGAUCUCAAACUAAUGGAGGAAGGCAACUUUUUAAGGGCAUGGGGAGGCAUAUCAUCAUUGCAGUUUGUCCUCCCGGUAACAUGGUCAUAUGGGCGAAAGUACGGCAUUACUCUGAAUCAGCUAUCCUCAUGGUGGAGCGAAAAUCCAGCCAAGCUUGCAGGCCAAAAGAACAAGGGAGCUAUUCUACCAGGAUACCAUGCUGACAUAGUAGUAUGGAAACCCGAAACUGAGUUCCAACUCGAUGACAGCCAUGUUAUAUAUCAUAAACAUCAGAAUAUUUCGGCGUAUCUAGGAAAGCAACUUUCUGGUAAGGUCCUGUCAACUUUUGUGAGAGGAAACCUUGUGUUUGCUGAAGACAAGCAUGCAAAUGUUGCUUGUGGUGUUCCUAUCCUCGCUAAAGGAAGAAGAGAUGUUCGUGCACAGCCACAGCCAGAGUCCGUCGGUGUGGACCUCCCUCCGUCACCGGAAGCGGAAGAGACACCCCCGCUUCCUCCGUCCAUGGCUGCCACAGGCAAGCUUACCCUUCUCCUCCCAGUGACCCUCUCCUCUAGGUCCUCCCACUGCACGCGCGGCUUCAUGCAGAGUCCACGUCGUCAGCUGCCGCAACGCCUCACAGUCACAGCGGCGGCCACCGAAACCUCCUCCUACAACCUACCAUCUCGCUCCUCGCCGGAAACGCCGGAGGCCAGGCAGAUACGCCUGGAGACGGAGUCAGCGCUGGAAUGGGGCGGCGUGUGCGAGCGGCUCGCCCACUUUGCGUCCACUGCCGCCGGCCGCGCCGCUUGCGAGGGACGGCGCGUCCCCGUCGGGCGGAGCCGGGAGGAGAGCGAGAGGUUCAUCGACCAGACGGCGGCGGCGGUGCUGCUUCCGACGCCGCUCGAUUUUGGCGGCGUAGAGGACGUAUCCGCGCUCGUCGCUGCGGCGGCCUCGGGCCGGGCGCUUGCGGUGAGGGAGCUUUGCGCAGUUGGGCGCAGCAUCCGUGCCGUGCGGGCGGUGUUCGACCAGUUGAAGAGGCUUGCCGAUGAAAUGCCGGAUGGAAGGUACUCUUCUCUUGUAGAUAUACUGCAAGGCUGUGACUUUUUAACUGAACUUGUUCAAAGGAUAGAGUUUUGCCUUGAUUCCACCCUAUCUCUGGUCCUGGAUCGGGCCAGCAAGAAAUUAGAAAUAAUCCGCAGAGAAAGGAGGAGGAACAUCGAAAUGUUAGAAUCUCUGCUGAAAGAUACAGCAGCAAAGAUUUUCCAGGCUGGUGGGAUUGAUAGUCCUCUGGUCACCAAGCGCCGUUCUAGGAUGUGUGUUGGUGUGAAAGCUUCACACAAGCAUUUGGUGCCUGGUGGAAUCGUUCUAAGUUCCAGUGGCUCUGGUGCAACGUACUUUGUGGAGCCACGGGAUGCUGUUGAGCUCAACAAUAGGGAAGUCAAACUCUCAGGAGACGAGAGAGCAGAGGAAUUGGCAAUAUUGAGCUUGCUUACCUCAAUGAUCGCAGACUCCCAACUGAAGAUCAGAAAUUUGAUGGAUAAGGUUUUGGAAUUGGACCUUGCUUGUGCUAGAGGGUCAUAUGCCCGAUGGACAAAUGGUGUCAAACCAACCUUCAGUGAUAGUUAUACCAUUAGCCAAUCAGAUCAGUGCACUGACUAUUCAGUUUAUAUUGAGGGCAUUCGACAUCCUCUGCUACUUGAACAGUCUCUUAUGGCAGAAGAAUCUACUACAAGAGCAUCUGAAAUGCCUGUUCCAUUGGACAUGUGGGUGAAAAAGCAUGCAAGGAUAGUUGUGAUCUCUGGACCUAACACUGGAGGCAAAACUGCCACUAUGAAAACCUUGGGUCUGUCCUCGCUUAUGUCAAAAGCUGGUAUGUUCUUCCCAGCCAAAGGAAGUCCUAGGAUUCCAUGGUUCGAUCAGGUUCUUGCAGAUAUUGGUGAUCACCAGUCGCUGGAGCACAGCCUCUCUACAUUCAGUGGGCACAUAUCACGUCUGCGCAAGAUUGUAGAAAUUGUAUCAAAAGAUUCUCUAGUUCUAAUUGAUGAGAUUGGCAGCGGCACUGAUCCAUCUGAAGGUGUAGCUCUUUCAACCAGCAUUUUGAAGUAUCUUGCGAGUAAAGUGAAUUUGGCCAUUGUGACAACUCAUUAUGCUGAUCUAAGUCGGCUCCAGUCAGUUGACAACCGAUUCGAGAAUGCUGCAAUGGAAUUUUGUGUAGAAACUCUACAGCCAACAUACCGAAUCUUAUGGGGCAGUACUGGUAAUUCCAAUGCACUUAGUAUUGCAAAGUCAAUUGGUUUUGAUCAAAAAGUGCUUGAUCGCGCACAAGAAUGGGUUGAGAAACUAUUGCCUGAUAAGCAAAAGGAGCGGCAAGGUUUACUUUAUGAUUCUCUCCUCGAUGAAAAAAAACUUUUGGAAUCUCAGGCAAAUGAAGCUGCAUCUGUUCUUUCACAAGUGGAGGGGUUGUACAAUGAGAUUCGCUUGGAAGCUGAUGAUCUUGAAAGUCGAGUAGCUGGUUUGAGAGCAAGAGAGACCCAAAAGGUACAGCAAGAAUUGAAGGUUGUAAAGUCUCAAAUGGACACCAUAAUCAAGAACUUUGAAGCUCAGCUAAAGAAUUCAAAACUUGAACAAUACAAUUCACUAAUGAGGAAAGCAGAAGCUGCCACUGCUUCCGUGGUUGCUGCUCAUCAGCCAAAUGAAAUAACUUUUGAUGACGAUGAAAACCAGAGCUCGUUUGUCCCACAGAUUGGGGAUAAAGUGUAUAUACAAGGGCUGGGAGGAGGAACGAUGGCUACUGUUGUUGAAACUUUUGGAGAAGAUGAGAGCUGUAUGGUUCAAUAUGGAAAGAUAAAGGUUCGAGUCAAGAGAAACAAAAUAAAAUUGGUUCAAAGAGGCAUAAAUAAUGAGGCAACAACUUCCUCUUCUGUAAAAGCAAAGGGCCGAACACCGAAGCAGCGAUCGGCAACGACAGCCGAGGCGGACCGAAAUCAAGACGGCGGCGGCAGCAUCUCCUUCGGUCCUGUCGUGCAGACGUCCAAGAACACGGUGGAUCUGCGCGGGAAGCGGGUCAGCGAGGCGGCCUACGAGCUCCAGAUGGCCAUCGAUGCGUGUAGAACGUACCAGGUGCUCUUUGUGGUUCAUGGCAUGGGCACCGGGGCGGUGAAGGAGCGCGCCAUUGACGUCCUCCGGAACCAUCCUCGGGUGGCCAAGUUCGAGGACGAGAGCCCUCUCAACUACGGCUGCACCGUCGCCUACAUCCAGUAAACGAGGGCAGUCAGUACGAAACCUGUUUGGAAUUGAAUACAAAAAUUUCAAAAGGAUUGUAGAAAUCAAUUCUGUUUCAUAGGGGAAAAAAGUCAUGAACAGUAAAAGACUCCGACGUUCCUAAGGCCUUGUUUAGUCCUUACAAAUUUUGCAAAUUUUUCCAGCUGUCA
Molecule: messenger RNA, 4611 nt
Organism: Sorghum bicolor (sorghum)
Lineage: Eukaryota; Viridiplantae; Streptophyta; Magnoliopsida; Poales; Poaceae
Product: endonuclease MutS2
Exons: 21
Coding region: 86-4441 (1451 amino acids)
Biological process (GO): negative regulation of DNA recombination; allantoin catabolic process; purine nucleobase catabolic process
Cellular component (GO): cytoplasm
Molecular function (GO): endonuclease activity; mismatched DNA binding; ATP hydrolysis activity
Source: RefSeq, a predicted model, not a curated record